AUGCGAGGAUGGGGAGUACAAGUGCCUGAUGCCACCCAGUCCAUCCACCAAGUGCAAUGCGCCAACGAGAAAUUGCACACCAGGCUUGACGUGAUUCUGCUGCCGUCGCCCUAUCGCGGUGCAACUGAUCUGCCCAAGCAGCACAACUCGCCGGAAGAGUGCCUUUGCACCUGGACCUUCUGCGGGGGCGCGGAGCACUGGCUGCGCCUCGCGGGUCUCGCGGAAGGCGGAGUUCUGAGCCGGCCGCUGCCGGGCCUCAGUCGGCCCAUGCGCUGGGCCAUGCGCCAGGAGGUGCUGGGAGGAAAGCCGCGCGCGGGCAGGUUCCUGGACACCUACCUGGCCAUGGAGGUCUUCCAUGCUGAGGAUCUGCCGCAGGACUGGCCCACGGAGCUGGUGAACCGGUCCAAGGCAAUGCUGCUGCAGGUGGCGCAAGACGUGGCCGGGGCCGCGGGGCUGCCGGACUUCAACCGCUCCCAGGACGAGGCGCCGGUGCCGCUGGGGGUCACCAAGGAGAGCGCCGAGAAGAAUCGUACCGAGGUGGUACGUCAGUUUCGGAGGUAUUUGGACCUCAUGGCCAACACGCGCGUGGCCCAGGCGGACAAGUUCUUCGGGCACGCGCUCUUCGGUCUGCUGUUGGCACAGCUGGUGGCGCGCUUCGACCUGCUGCGCGCCGCGGAGCUCUUGGACCCGCUGGAGGUGGGCCGGGCGCGGCUGGAGGCGCAGGUCGCCGUGAGCGGCUUCGGCGAUCCAGAGGACGGAGCCGACUCAGCCUCGGAGGACCAACUCUUCGAGUCCUUCGCCUUUAAAGCCCUCGGCUCCGGCGGCGGCUUGGCGCUGGGCCCACGGCAGCUGGGGGCGCUGCGGCAGUGCGCGGAGCGGGUCUUCGGGCGCGGCUUGCGGGAGGAGAUCUUCCGGCCCCUGAGCCGCGCCUCCCGUCGCAGCGCCGAGGCGGGGCAGCCCGCCGCGGGGCCGGACAUCUGCUACGAGGAGUUGCUGGCGGCGGCCCAGAGCGGGGAGUUGAGAAUGCUCUCGCUGAACGGGGACGCCGCCGAGCGCCUGACCUGGCACGGCCUGGUCUUCGGGGCAAUGCUGGAGCCCGGCGACCAGUUGGAUCCGACGGAAAAAGCUGAGGCGAAGCUGUCGCCCGGCGGCACCGGCACCGGCAGCAUCUCCAAGUUCUUCGGGCCAAAGAAGACCGAGGCGGACUCGAGCUCUCAGGAGAAGCCGAAGCCAAAGGAGGAGAAGCCAGCUGCUGCCAAAAGCCCGGACAAGCCGAAGGCCCCCGCCGACGCUUCUGCAGGCGAGCCGAAGCCAGCGGCGAAGCCAGCGCCGAAGCCCAAGGCGGAGCCGAAGGCGGCGGAGAAGCGGAAAGCGCCGGGAGGGAGCGCCACGCCCACCAAAGAGGAGCCAAAGCAGCCCGGCACAUCGCCUACCCCUGAGAAGCCCCAGGCGGCGCCUGCGCGGCGGGUGGCGACGGCCUGCACGGGGCGGUUCCAGUGCAGCUUCUCGCGGCUGAAGCCUACUGAGUGGCAGCAGUACAACAAGCUCUACAAGCUGCGCUUGAGCCAGCUCUCAGGCGCGGCGCAGGAGUCGGCCAAGCUCCGGUGGAGCGCCAUGCCGCCGCAGAGCUUUUUGAAGGACCUGGGGGGUCAACUGAACGUCGACACGGACCUGGUGGUGGCCGGGGUCCUCUUCAAGGAGCUCAAGGCGCGGCCGAACAUCAUCGAAGAGUACAAGGGGAGCAAGGGCUUGCUGAACCUCCAGAAGGAAGAGGUGACCUGUCUGCACUCGGAGAAGGAUUGCUUGUGGCUGGAGGACGCGGUGAUGCGGAUCCAGGUGGAGGCGACCCAGGAGACCAUUGCGAGGCUAGCCACCGGCCUGGUGAUCGCUGUGAAGGCCACUUUCACCCAGGCGGGCACGCUGAAGCUGCUGGACUACUGCUUUCCCAGGGCGCCGCUGCCGCCCCAGCUGCCGUCCCGCCGUGCGGGGCCCUACUUGGCCCUGGCCUCCGGUCUGCACUUCGGCUCAGAGUCUGAGGCACGGCUCACGCCGUCCAACCCGUGCCGUGCCGUGGUCGGGAUUCCCCAACAUAUCUUGGACGUGGCUCGUGUUUAG
This is a messenger RNA of Effrenium voratum, 2115 nucleotides long. The record is from the annotation of a GenBank genome assembly. Lineage: Eukaryota; Dinophyceae; Suessiales; Symbiodiniaceae.